AUGAAGCCCGACAUGAAGCCCGAUAGGCAUCUCAAAAGGGAGUUUGAGAAAGAUACAUCCAGACUUGCUGACUUGAACCGACAAUAUGCUGCUCACGAGAAGAUACUACUCGAGAAUCAUUAUCGAUCGAAGAUAGAACUCGAGAAAAUUGCCGAUGAGAAGCAGGCCAGCUUUGAGAAAUGGAAAGUAUUCAUCAAGAGCGCGGCAAAUACGAGCACUCUUCCCGAGCCGGCCGAGUUCAAGGCGAUUGAUAAUCAUGGCAAGAGACGAUCGAUUAAGGUGGGCCCUAGAACAUCUUCACAUGAAAUGAGGAAGGCUAUUUCUAUGCAUGAUGCGUCUAAGUACGAGGAAAAGAGGAAGAGGGAAAUUGCUGAAUGGAAGCGCAGUCGGGAAGAUUUUAGCGCGCGGAUGAGUGAGAUAUUGAAGAAAAAGAACCGCAUUCUUGGUCUUGGUUCAAGUGAUGAUCACUUUGUUGCCUGCUUCAAUGAUCCAACCAGCAACUCCCACAUAACCCCCACACGUGUCGUCUACCAUACAUUUUUUCGACAGCCAUCGCCCGACAAGAGGCUUGAGAGCGAAAACUCUCGACUGUCGGAAGAACUCGCUUUGUUCAAGAGACAGCUGAGAGAGCUUUCGGAGGACUACAGAAGCCUUGAGUAUGAAAAGGAUAAGCUGACUCAGAACAAUGAAGCCCUUUCCGACUCUUUGAGAUCAACGCAGGAGUUCAUGAGACAAAUUGCAGAGAAUAGAGACGAGCAAGUUCAGACAAACCGAAAAUACGCCGAGGAAAAUCAAAGACUUAAACGCGCAUUGGACUCUGCACAGACCCAACUAAGAGGUAAUCCUAGACGAGUUUCCUUUGACGAUGACGACAACGAUAGACUGAGGGAGGAGAACAAGAAUCUAUCAUAUUCGUUGGCCAAAAUCAAGCGUGACAGAGAACCGCACGACAUUCUCCGAGAUAUCGGCAUUGAAACCCGUCUCAAAUUCCUUCAAAGUUGCAAGGCGCACGAAUAUCCAAACAUCCACCAUCGCGCGCCAUACCGAAUGUCUUCGCGUGGCCAACCAAGUCUCAAUAUCGAUUUCGGAGCUGCAGUUAUGAGCUCUGGCGCAGGUAUAUCCUUUUGGGGAAAUGUGCGAGUCGAUGCGGCGCUACUCAUCAUUAAUUCCCAUCAUCGGGUGAAGUUUGAUUCAACGUUUGAGGAAAUAUACGGAGUGGCUCUCGAUGAGGUUGUAAAUGGUUGCGGUAGCAAAUAUGAACGACGAAGCAAGAUGACGGAGAUGGUGAGCUUGAGAGGUACAAUGGCACGCAUGGGAUGCUUCAGCGGACACACGCCAGAUAGGGAUGCGGAUGAUAGAUUCUUGACGCUUUGGGAGUAUUGUGAGUCGGAAUAUGAGGAUGUGGUCAGAAGAACGUCGACGGCUCUCCAGGCAGCAAAAACAUUCAGUAGUAAUCCGGAGGUCAUUGAAGCCUGCAACAGCAUGCGUCAGAUUUGCGAGGCUGUUGUUGAGAGAGUUGAGAUUGAUAGGCAUCAUCCAUAUAUGAGUGGCGGUCUCAAUGGCACAUUUAUUUGA
Molecule: messenger RNA, 1575 nt
Organism: Sclerotinia borealis F-4128
Lineage: Eukaryota; Fungi; Ascomycota; Leotiomycetes; Helotiales; Sclerotiniaceae
Source: the annotation of a GenBank genome assembly